Messenger RNA from Tinamus guttatus (white-throated tinamou), 1684 nucleotides. RefSeq names its product TNF receptor associated factor 1 (gene TRAF1). Gene Ontology annotation, cellular component: plasma membrane signaling receptor complex; cytoplasmic side of plasma membrane. The record is from RefSeq and is a predicted model, not a curated record. NCBI's taxonomy places the organism in Eukaryota, Metazoa, Chordata, Aves, Tinamiformes, Tinamidae. Gene Ontology annotation, biological process: regulation of apoptotic process; signal transduction; regulation of canonical NF-kappaB signal transduction. Gene Ontology annotation, molecular function: tumor necrosis factor receptor binding; zinc ion binding.
AUGGCUGAGAAAGCAACCGAAGGAGCAGAGGAGCUCCCCGGCUCUUCUCCUGAUGAAAACGAGUUUCCUUUCGGCUACCCCACCAGCAUUUGUGAAGACGUGCCCGACCAGAAGUACCUGUGCAGCAACUGCAAUAACAUUCUGAAGAAAGCCCUGCAGACGCUGUGCGGGCAUCGCUACUGCUCCGCGUGCCUGGCCUGGAUCGUGCGAAACAAUAAAAAUCCAAUCUGUCAGAAAUGUAAAGAGGAGGAUCCCAGCACAUUAAGUGAAGGAAGCCUAUUGGCAGAAGAAAGGGCUUUCGGCGAUGCUGCCAUUAAUAAAGAGAUCUCUGAACUCAAAGUACAUUGCGUGACCCUGGGAUGCAGUUGGACUGGUAUCAUGAAGAAUUUUGAAGAGCAUCAGAGCCUAUGCGAAUAUGCUUUAAUCCCCUGCCACACUGGCUGUGGACACAUGGUGAUGAGGAAGAAACUUGCAGAUCAUUUGGAAAAUAGCUGUGUUAAUAAUGUGACAAUGUGUCCGAAGUGCAAGCGGAGUUUAUCCAGUAGCGAGUAUCAAAAACAUUCAUGUGAAGGCAGUUUAUAUAAGGAAGACAAACGCAUGCCAGCAGAAACGCUGUCAAAGGAAAAGAACCACUCUACACCAUUAAUCAACAAGGAUGGAUGUCGGUUUUCAGAAGUUGGCUGCUCGUUUAGAGGAAGCAAAGAGAAGUUGAAGGAGCAUGAAAAAAAUGCAGUUGGAACCCACAUGCUGCUUCUGCUGCAGCUCAUAAAGGAGCUGAAGGCAACGUUGUGCCCAGCUGCCAGGGCUGCAGGCAGCCUCGUCCCGCAGCCUGCGCUGAGCAUGAACGGGGCAGAAAAGAGCAUCUCUGACCUGCACGUGCCAGCAGGCCUGGAAGUCAACGGGGACCUGGAAGUAGACUGUUUUCCUGUAUCUUUUGUUUCUGAAGAUGAUUCAAUUCUGCAACAAAUCGUGAGGGAGAAAGUGAUUUCUGAGCUAGAAAACAAGCUGCAUGUGUUUGAGAACAUCGUGGCAGUCCUCAAUAAGGAGGUGGAGACCUCCAACUUGGAAAUCAUGGCCUUUCGGAGACAGAGUGAGCUCGAUCAAAAUAUAAUCCGAGGCCUUGAGCUGAAGAUUGCAGAGCUGCACCGGUGCCUGACGCAGAAGGACGCGGGUCUGAGCAGUCUGCACAAGAGCCUCCUCUUCUCGGAGCAAGCUUCCUACGACGGCGUCUUUCUGUGGAAAAUCACGGACGUUGGCAGGAAGUUACAGGACUCGGUGACGGGAAGAACAGUCAGUUUGUAUUCACCAGCUUUCUACACCGCAAAGUACGGCUACAAAGUCUGCCUGAGGAUUUAUCUGAAUGGGGACGGGACAGGGAAGGGGACCCACGUGUCUCUGUUCUUCGUUGUCAUGAAAGGGGACUAUGAUGCUCUGCUUCCCUGGCCGUUCAGACACAAGGUUACGUUCAUGCUGCUUGACCAGAACAACAGAGAACACAUCAUUGAUGCCUUCCGCCCAGACUUGACGUCUGCUUCAUUUCAGAGACCGGUGAGCGACAUGAACGUUGCAAGUGGUUGUCCCAUGUUCCUCCCUCUGUCCAAAUUACAGUCACCUAAAUACGCCUAUGUGAAAGAAGACACACUUUUCCUUAAAUGCAUUAUAGAAACAAAUUAGUAAAUCCUGA